Pectinophora gossypiella (pink bollworm) is the source of this 999-nucleotide messenger RNA. RefSeq lists its product as uncharacterized. Bases 1 to 999 code for a protein of 332 amino acids. The record is from RefSeq and is a predicted model, not a curated record. Lineage: Eukaryota; Metazoa; Arthropoda; Insecta; Lepidoptera; Gelechiidae. The transcript has a single exon. Gene Ontology annotation, molecular function: nucleic acid binding; zinc ion binding.
AUGUCUGUAGGAAAAUUGGAACCGUUUAAAGUGAUGGAAGAUAGCUGGAAUCUGUACGUGGAUCGAUUGGAACAAUACUUCCUGGUGAAUAGUGUCAAAGAAGAGUUCAAAGUGGCUACUUUAAUCACGGUAAUGGGCGGAGAAAGUUACGAACUAUUAGUGACUUUGUGUUCACCCAAUAAACCAUCAAGUAAGACAUUUAAAGAAUUAGUGAAAAUAAUGCAAGAUCACCUUCAACCAAAACCAUUCUUCAUGGCGGAAAGAUAUAUUUUUAGGCGAAGGCAACAGACAGCAGAGGAAUUAGUGGCGGAAUAUGCGACGGUAUUGAAAAGAUUGGCAAAAAAUUGUGAAUUCGGUACGGAGCUGGAUAACAACCUACGAGAUCAGUUUUGCUGUGGUCUUUACAAGGAGCAGAUUAGACAGCGGGUUUUUUCCUGGGAGAGUGUCACAUUCGCUAAGGCGUAUCAGACGGCAGUGACCAUGGAGGCGGCAGAGGCUAACGCGGCUGCGGUGAUGGAAUGCGGGCGGAGCGCGGGCGUCGCUGGGGGCAGCGUGCAGACCACCACGGUGCAGCGUGUCGGCAGCGAACGCGAACGACCGCGGGCGGACGCGCGCAGGGGCGGCGGACCGCGCGGCGGUAGCGGCGGAACGCGCGGCGGCGGGUGCGCGCGCAGCGGUUACGAGGUGCGCGGCACAUGCGCCGAUGGGGCAAACGACGGAGUCGCCAGGACGAAUAUGCACCGUUGCCGUGCAUGUGGAGGGGCUCACGAUAGCACGUCAUGCAAAUUCAAAGUCUACACUUGUCGGGUGUGUAACCGAGAAGGUCAUUUAAAAAAAAUGUGCCCCCGUUUGAAGGCUGCUAACGUGCAAGUGCAUAAUGUACAACGUGAAGAUGAAGAAAUAACGGUUUCUGACGGGGAAGUAAUGGAGGUAAAGGAGAGUGGUCACGGCCCAUACAAAAUUACCCCAGGCCCGGCGCAAACGAAACAUAUCUCAUAA